This is a messenger RNA of Fulvia fulva, 1062 nucleotides long. RefSeq lists its product as uncharacterized. Bases 1 to 1062 code for a protein of 353 amino acids. The transcript has 3 exons. The record is from RefSeq and is a predicted model, not a curated record. NCBI's taxonomy places the organism in Eukaryota, Fungi, Ascomycota, Dothideomycetes, Mycosphaerellales, Mycosphaerellaceae.
AUGUUUGCACCAGCACUUCCAAGACAUGCAUCACACACAAGAGCCAGGGCGUUGCAACUUAUAACAGCUUACAUUUGCAAGCCGUUGAUUGUGACGGCGUGCACAUCACUGCAGGAACCUCUCAUGAUACCAUUAGAAUGGGAGUCUCCCAGUAUGACAUCCCAUCAUCCACAUAACAUGCUAGCAGUCAACAGAAGUCAGUUCAAUCCGGUGCCCACCUACCGCGCGCUGAAGAGAAAGCGGGCAGAUGAAGAUCAGGAGAUCGCAACUAUGAUGAAGCUCCGGGCAUCACAAGACGUCGACCUUGCUUGCAUGGCGGAAGGAGCUCGGGCGCUGAAAACAAGGCGUUUCGAUACUGGAACCAUCGACAUUGUUGUCGGCAGUGCUAGGCCUCGGACCUUCCUCGUGCCACAAGUUCUGCUGCACCAUGCAUCUCCCGUCUUCUGCAAUAUGCUCAAAGGCUCGUGGAAAGAGGCCAAGACCGGUCGCAUCGAACUCCCAGACGACGAACCAGAUACCCCUGAGAACGGUCUUCAUCUCAACAUCAACGAACUCCAGGGGUUGGAGUGGAGAACCCUCGCGGAGCUCUACAUUUUCGGAGAAAAGUAUCAAGACGACCCCUUCUGCAAUGCUGUCGUAUCAGCCAUGGCAGAUCUCUCAGAUAGGCGGGCCUGCGUCCAAGACAUCAUGCCAAACUCUCCAUCAGAUGCAACAGAAGAGGACUUUAUCGAUCACAUGGGGGAGAGACUCGAGCGAGCGCUGAAGCGAGGAGAUCUCCAGGACCGUUGGGCCAAGCAUCCCUACCAGAAAGUUGUUGAACUCAUCUAUGGCGGUACACCACAAAGCUCACCAGUUCGAAAGUUGAUGGUGGCAAUCCAUAUCAAAGAACCUGCCAUGCCAGCUUGGAUGAAGGAUGAAAGUGAUGGGCGGAAUGCGGAGUUCACGAAGGAUCUGCUGGGAGCUUUGUUUGAGGAGAGGAGGAUGGCAUCGGUGGAGCAGCUGAAGCGGUAUGCUGGAAAGCAUGCCAUGUUCGCGCGCCGGGAGGAGUUCUUUAAGAAAUAA